CCUCUACCUUCCCUCUUAUACAAAAAAGCUCUGUCCAUAUUCUCCCUCUCCUGCCUGUUUUAUUACUGAAAACCCUAGAAAAAUUGAAGUUUCUAUUUCGAAUUCUUCUUCGAUUCUCAAGAUCUCAGCGUUUCAUACGAUUCGGAGCUCUCGUCUCCGAGAUCUUGGCUAUCGAGCUUUCGUCCACGAGCGAAUCUCUCCGUUUGUUCGGUUUUCUCGAAGAUGAAUAAUCUUCUCUCGGAUUCCUUUGAGCUUCCUCGUGGUCAACCUUCAGGGGAUGCGGAUAUUGAAAUGGGAAUGCAGCCUUCUGCAAGUUCUGCAGAGCUGGGAAUGGAAGGUUUUUUUAAGCAGGUCCAAGUCAUUGAGAAACAAAUUGAGAAGCUCUCUACGCAGUUGCAAAAACUUCAGAAUGCAAAUGAGGAGUCCAAGGCUAUUACGAAAGCAUCUGCUAUGAAGGCAAUCAAGCAGCGCAUGGAAAAGGAUAUUGAUGAAGUGGGAAAAAUAGCACGCAUAACAAAAGCCAAAGUAGAAGAACUGGACAGAGAUAAUUUGAUUAACAGACAGAAGCCAGGAUGUGGUAAGGGGUCUGCUGUUGAUCGAUCUCGAACUGCAACUACUGUAGCAUUGAAAAAGAAGCUGAAAGAAAAAAUGUCUGAAUUUCAGACUUUAAGGGAAGCAAUCCAGCAAGAGUAUCGGGAGGUUGUUGAGAGAAGGAUAUACACAGUUACGGGUAAUCAUGCUGAUGAAGAGAUGGUUGACAAACUAAUAGAGACAGGGAACAGUGAACAAAUAUUUCAGAGAGCAAUUCAGGAGCAAGGGCGAGGCCAGGUAAUGGACACUCUUGCUGAGAUCCAAGAGCGUCAUGACACCGUGAGGGAAUUAGAGAGGAAGCUUCUUGAGUUGCAGCAGAUUUUUGUUGACAUGGCUGUGCUGAUUGAUGCUCAAGGUGACAUGCUAGACAACAUUGAAAGCCAGGUUUCAAGUGCAGUAGACCAUAUUCAAUCUGGAACCACAGCGCUUCAGAAGGCAAAGAGCCUGCAGAAAAACUCGCGCAAGUGGAUGUGCAUUGCGAUAAUCAUCCUUCUCCUGAUUGUCGUUAUCAUUGUUGUUGCUGUGCUUAAACCAUGGAGCAAGAACUCAUAAGCUGUGUUUGGUGUGAAAAGUCUUGACGUUGGUUUGUGCGGUUAUAUGAUCAAAAUAUUACUGUCCUUGGACUCCAGGAUUAUAUGAGUGUUGUAUAAAUUCUUCUAGUCUGAUCAUUCUUUGUAGCAUCAACAUUGAGUUAUGAAAAACAAUGCAUAUUUGUUAAACUGUCGGCCUUUCUUGAUA
This is a messenger RNA of Asparagus officinalis (garden asparagus), 1329 nucleotides long. RefSeq names its product syntaxin-132-like. The record is from RefSeq and is a predicted model, not a curated record. Gene Ontology annotation, biological process: vesicle fusion; exocytosis; intracellular protein transport. Gene Ontology annotation, molecular function: SNARE binding; SNAP receptor activity. The transcript is spliced from 13 exons. Bases 223 to 1143 code for a protein of 306 amino acids. NCBI's taxonomy places the organism in Eukaryota, Viridiplantae, Streptophyta, Magnoliopsida, Asparagales, Asparagaceae. Gene Ontology annotation, cellular component: plasma membrane; SNARE complex; endomembrane system.